This is a messenger RNA of Camelina sativa (false flax), 1014 nucleotides long. The record is from RefSeq and is a predicted model, not a curated record. Lineage: Eukaryota; Viridiplantae; Streptophyta; Magnoliopsida; Brassicales; Brassicaceae.
AUUGCAGAGCCAGAUGCUACUGUUUUCCCUGUAACUCCACCUCUACCUGCAAAUUGUGGAGCAUCCUAUGAAUGGCUGGACAUCAUCGAAGGAACCCUCAAUUUCUGUGUGACAUUUUUUUUGGGGAGUGGCUCUUUCGGCGAAGUCUAUCGCUGCAACUUCAAAAGAAAUAACGAGGUUGGAGCUGUGAAGAUUCAAGCUCAUAACAACGAAACUGGUCAUAAAGAGUUCUUGGCAGAGGUUACAACGUUGCAUGAAGCUAAUCACCCAAACGUGAUUAAACUUCUUGGCAGAUGUUACGGCCGCAGAAACCGUGCUAUAGUUUACGAGUUCAUGCCCAAUGGCACUCUCGGACGCCACAUCUUUGAUGCUAGGCUGGGUCAGGUGCCUCAAGGAGGUCUAGAGCAGCCAACUCGGGUUUUGGAUUGGUCCACCAGGAUGAGGAUUGCGGAGGGUGUAGCUGAAGGUUUGAUUUAUCUACACGAUGUGCUUAAAGUGAUCUACGGGGAUCUUAACGUGGGCAAUGUGCUUCUGGAUUCUGACUUUGUGCCAAAAUUAUCUGGCUUUGGAUUUGCGACCAAUGUUAUCCAAGAUAACAGAGGUUUAGAGCAAAAUAACGAGCGGAUCAAGGGAACUCCAGGAUACCUGGCCCCGGAAUGCGAAUACGUUAAUUUAGUUUCCACUAAAUCAGACGUGUUCAGCUAUGGAGCGUUUUUGCUAGUGCUUUUCACGGGAAAAAACUCAUUUAGCACUGCUCAUAAUCUCAAGAUCUCAGACUGGUUUCUGCGAGUAUGGGCUAGGCUAGGGGAUGCCCCUGUGAUGACAGUUGAUGCUGCGCUUCUUAACACGUAUUCCGUCGAAGGUUUGAAGAGCAUAUUUCAGACUGCGAGGCUGUGUAUAAACGCAGAGCCACGUACACGGCCUGCCAUGCGUGAUGUGGUAACGAUGGUUCGUCAAGCUGCUGCUUUCCCGGUCAUAGUGGUACCCCCAGCUCAAAUUUCCCGGUUCUGUUAA